This is a messenger RNA of Lindgomyces ingoldianus, 1542 nucleotides long. RefSeq lists its product as uncharacterized. Gene Ontology annotation, molecular function: DNA-binding transcription factor activity, RNA polymerase II-specific; zinc ion binding. Lineage: Eukaryota; Fungi; Ascomycota; Dothideomycetes; Pleosporales; Lindgomycetaceae. Gene Ontology annotation, biological process: regulation of DNA-templated transcription. The transcript is spliced from 4 exons. The record is from RefSeq and is a predicted model, not a curated record. The coding region runs from base 1 to 1542 and encodes 513 amino acids.
AUGGUCUUUCCGAGUCUCGGCUGCAACACUUGCAAACGCCGUCAUCUCAAGUGCGACUCAGCGCGGCCACUUUGCGGUCGUUGCAGAAAAGGGGGUUUAUUGUGUACCUGGGCCGCCACCGAAGAAGAAGGUCUACCAUUCAGGAGUGAGAAUGCAUUUGCUCAGGGACGUCCGCGUCGUCCGCGGAAAGUGCAUAGCUGUUUGCAAGAUUCAACAGCUGUCACGGCGAGAUCACAUCCAACUAUCCUACCUGCUUUAUCGUUUCCCCUGGAACUUCAUUCCGUGAACUACUGGGUCAAGAAUUGGGCGUUUGGGACUAAUGACCUUCCUGGUAUCGGACACGAGUACACCUCGUACGUGAUCUCCCACAAAGAUCGUGCAAGGCAAGAUUCAAGCCUACACCUCGCCUUCCUUGCAUUUGCGCUCGCUGUUUUCGGGCGUGCAAGGAAGGUUCGUAAGGCGCUUGAAGACGCUAAUAGAUUUUAUUCCCAAACCAUUGCGAAAGUGAAGACAGAAAUCAAAGAUGUGGCUACCGAGGAUAUCGACCAACUUCUCAUUACGAUUAUGUUGAUGGGAACGUAUGAAAAUAUCAUGUGGGGACUCAACCCCCACAACCCCCAAAACCCAUCUUGCAGUUCAGACGAAGUUGGGUCUCGAUUUUGGCAGAAUGUUUGCCACCAUAAAGGAGCAGCAGGGCUUUUGAGACUACGGCAGUUACGGAGAUUACCAAAGAAUCUCCCACUUGAUAGAGUGGUGAGACGCCAGAUUAUCCGAAUAAUCAUCCUUCGAGGAAAGACAAUCCCGGGUUGGCUUCAAGAUCCAAGCUACGAAGAAAAAGGCCCUAUGCGAGAACUCGACGCGCUUAUUCUUCGAGCCGCGGGUCUGCGAGCGAGAUCCCUACAUCUGUUCAAAAAUAACAGUGGACCUAAAUCACGAGAUUCCGGGGGAACUGACUGCUGCUCACCUCCCUCCCAUCGAGGUAUCUCCCGAGAAGUCGCAGCAGAGGCCCAGGACCUCGAUGCAGCGUUUGUAACAUGGUCGAAAACUGCCCCGGAGGAGUGGAGAUACUCGACUAUAGACUCGCGAACAACCACAACGGAUGAACUAUACGACUGUCCUGUGCAUGCCUAUGCCUCACACGGCCAUGCCGCAGUAUGGAACCGAUAUCGAGCUGUUCGUCUCAUUGUCAACAGCAUUCGUAUACGCUCACUGGCUACCCUAAUCCAAUGCCCAAUGCAAGCUUCAUAUGUAAAUUCCCAGCAGGAAAUUGAAACAUCCCAGAAGAACAUCGAAUCUCUAGCGCGUGAUUUGUGCGGCGGGGUUCUAUUCUUCUUUCACUCUUGUAAUCCUCUUAUUAUAGGCGGCGCAAUGCCGCAAAAGAUGGCCGCGCUCCUAGCCUGGCCUUUAACCGUGGCUGUGAGUACCGAAGGUGUUCCGGGACCACAGCGUCGAUGGUUGCUGGAAAGAUUGAAUAUCGUUGCGGAGAUUUUAGGAGAUGUUAUGCUUGCUUCAGUUAUUUCGAAAGGGGAAUUCAGGUUUUAG